Colletotrichum karsti is the source of this 1137-nucleotide messenger RNA. RefSeq lists its product as uncharacterized. Lineage: Eukaryota; Fungi; Ascomycota; Sordariomycetes; Glomerellales; Glomerellaceae. The record is from RefSeq and is a predicted model, not a curated record. The coding region runs from base 1 to 1137 and encodes 378 amino acids. The transcript is spliced from 3 exons.
AUGCCGGACGUCAGGUCGGAUUCGGGGCUGGGCCUACGUUUUCUCGACUUGAACGAUCAUGAGGACGACAACAGCCCGUGCAAAGGCCUGCGUCGUCUUAGAAGCCACGACCGUCCCGUCAGACUGCCUGCGCCUGCGUCUGCGCCUGUGCCCUCUACGCCCCAUGCCGCUACACCUCAAGCUUCUUCACCGCAAGCCUCAUCGCCAUCUCUGCCCUCGACCUUGAGCUUCCGCGGCUUCUCACCGCUGUCACCCCCUCGCAAGCAAUUUUCCACCGUCGGUCAGCAAUUCUCAACGCCAGUGGCUAAGAGCCCAUUGGCGCGCUCCUGGACCGAGGACGACCUCACGGCUUCGGUUCAUUCAGACGAAAAUGCGACUCAGACCACCAGAGAUACGCUUGGGUUAGUCCAGCGACUCAAUGAAUUAGCGGAAAAGCUGCUGUCGGGCGAAGACGUCCCGGACACCAACGUUAGCGCCAUGCACGGGAAGCUUGACGAGAUAGAAUCCGUCAUGACUGGUGAGGUUCAUGUGUCUCAAGAGACGCCCCAGGGCAAGCCUAAGACGUGGCCCGCGGUCGAACAGAUCGAACAGGAGGAACAAGAGCAUGAGUCUCUUUGGACAUCACCAUCUCCUUCGUGGUUUCGCUCCGGGUUGUCGGAUAUCUCACCGUCCUGUCGGAGCUCAUUCAGACGAGACACGCCUACUCCCGAACCUACCAUCGAAAAGAAACCCGCUGUUGACACUUUCCGCAUCGCGUCUGAGGCGGCAAAGUUGAAUAUCGAAUUGGAAACCCUCGUCACGAAUCUCAAGGCUCGGCAAGAAGAAUCAGAACAUAUUCAUCAACUUCUUGUCACCCGCGCCGAACGUGCAGCACAACGGAUCAUCUUUCUUCAGUCCAGAGUCCAGAAUUUGGAAGAAGAGCUUCAAGAAAACGACUCGGAGCUCACUUACCUUCGUCUGGGUCUCAAGGCCAUCGAAGUUCAAUGCCCUGCCGACAUCGACUCAGAUCUCGCCCAGAGCAUUCAGAACUGGAAGGCAGACUGGACCGCCCUCAAACGAAAACGCGCCAAACACAAGAGUUUCGACCGCUCGGCUUACAGCACCCCCGUCGGCACGCCCAUUCGACCGGCGCGAUGA